AUGAUGGCAAAUCAAUAUAAUCAACAUUUACGAUCACAUGAUCAAUACUCUUUACUAUCACUAUCAUGUUUCGUAACUUUCAUCAUUUUUCUUCAAGGCCCAAUUCUUGUAGUUGCUGAACUUAGUCAAUAUGAAAUGAUGAUGGCAUUAAAUCGUGGAUUUAAUUUAAAUUCAACAACGACAACAGUUUUAAAUAAUAAUCAUGAUGAUGCAGCUGAUGAAAAUGGUCCAGAUAUUUAUGAUGAUGAUAAUGAAGGUUAUGAUGAAACAUCAACAUUACCGACAACAUUGCGUUUACGAUCAAGAUUAACUCCGAAUAUAACAUCACAUUUACCCGCACACGUUGAAGAAGUUCCAAAAAGUGAUUAUGAAGAUGAAUCUGAUUCAUAUCCAAAUGAAUCAAACGAUGAUGAAACAACAAAUCCAGAUGAUACACAAGUAUUUGGUGAUAGAAUAUCCAAUAAUCCAUCACAAACUAAACCGGAUAUAAUGAAUUCCAAUAAAAAAAAUGGCUUAGAUUUAUCAACAACAUCAACAUCACGAAUACCAUUUUUUUCAUCCAAUCUUUGGCAUGAUCUUUUUUCUAAACCUGGAAUUCUUGUUGGUAUUAUUGGUGGAAUUGUCAUUGGAAUGUUAUCUGCUAUUCUACUUGUUAUGUUCAUAAUUUAUCGUAUGCGUAAAAAAGAUGAAGGUUCAUAUGCAUUAGAAGAAGGACCUAGGAAAUCACCAUCACAUGCCUAUACACGUGUAUCAUCAAGAGAAUUUUUUGCUUAG
Molecule: messenger RNA, 774 nt
Organism: Adineta steineri
Lineage: Eukaryota; Metazoa; Rotifera; Eurotatoria; Adinetida; Adinetidae
Source: the annotation of a GenBank genome assembly